AUGCAUUUCCAACUUACUUCCAUCCUAGCCCUCAUUGUAUCUGUUUCUGCCAUAGGAACAAUUCAAUACUUCGACAGCUACGACUGUUCAGGCGAGAGUAGCUCGGAUGGAUACAAGGACUAUGACUGCCACCAGCUUCGCUCCUACCACUCUUUUCUCGCCAGUCCCGGUGAAGGCGAAGAAAUUGCCAUUCUGGGACACAGUGAUUGCACAUUUGGUACUGCAGCCAAGGUCGUGACCCAGGCUCCUGGUAUGUGUGUGAAUGAGACGGGAUGGGCCUCGUUCAGGCUCGAAGAGAAAGGGUCUUUGUGA
Messenger RNA from Penicillium alfredii, 312 nucleotides. RefSeq lists its product as uncharacterized. The coding region runs from base 1 to 312 and encodes 103 amino acids. The record is from RefSeq and is a predicted model, not a curated record. The transcript has a single exon. NCBI's taxonomy places the organism in Eukaryota, Fungi, Ascomycota, Eurotiomycetes, Eurotiales, Aspergillaceae.